AUGAGGCGGGCGAGCACGCGCGACGAGAGCUGCGCGGAUGGUGCGGAGGACGGAGAGGGGAAGGAGACCGCGGCAGGGGCUCUUUUGAAGCGCAGCUUGACGGCGGAUGCAACGGGGAAGACCAUGGCGCGGGGGGGUGCGCCUAGUAACGGCUUGGCGGAGAGCAUGAUGGCGGCGGGGGGCGAGAGCAUGAUGGCGGGCGCGGGCUUGCCGCGAUCGGCGAGUGAGGUCACGCUGCAGGACGCGGAGGUGGACGAGAUGGACAGAGAGGUGCUGCAAGAGGCGUUCGUGCGCGUGGUGGCGCUGCAGCAGCGAGUGCAGCACUACCGUGACCUGGGCUUGUUCGUGGUGCUCAUGGCGCUCUUCAUCACCAUCCUCUACCUCCAGGCCGACUCCUCCAGAAGCUAUGAAAUCACCGCCGCGCACUCCGUGCUCUUCCCCCCCGUAUGCCCCCCCGUUUCCCCACUCCAUGCUCUUCCCCCCCGUAUGCUCCCCCCUUACCCCACUCCGUUCUCUUCCCCCUCGUAUGCUCCCCGCUACCCCUCUUGUGCUCAUCCUCGAUUGCUUCCCCCAAACCCUCCACACUCCCCCACGCAUUCCUUCUCUCUAUACCCGCCUGUAUGCUCCCCACUUGGGGUGCCGCAGCCCUCAUUGGUUCUUUCUAACGCAUUCAUUCAACCGCACUGUCAUUAUAGCGCGCAUUCACUGGGGCGCGCAUUGGGGAAUCGUAGCAUGGUUGCACCUUCCCCCGCCCAAGAGCAGGGCAUGCGUCAGGACGCCUCCAACACCUUCGCUGGACCGGAUGAUUUCUACAGCUGGCUCAACGCCACCAUCGUGCAGAGCCUGUGGGCGGACCCCACGUGUGGUGACGGCUCGUGCGACCGCCCUUUCCAGUUCCCCGCGUUUGGCCGCUUCGGCUGUGAAGCAGACUGCGGCAUGUUCCCCAACCUCACCUCCGUCGUCGUCAGAUUCUCCUCCCACCUCGACACGCAGCAGGCUAUUGACGAAUCUUCCUGGAACCUCUGCAUGGUCAACCCGGUCUCCCUCUGCUGGUACGAGGCAUUUCAGCCGUUCCCCCGCGGCGAGGCGGAAACAUCAGUAGCGUUGGACAUUCCGGACGGCGACUGGGUGGUGGUGCUCAACGCGCCUGCGGGGGGCAUCCGCGGCACCGUGCACGUGGCCCCUCCCGGCACGCGCCGCCUCUCCGUCGUCGGUGCCGCCUCCACCAUUGAGCUCGCCUCUUGGGGGUCCUGCGCGCUUGAUGAUGGUGCUGUGGCAGCCAAUCAGACAGAGCCAAGUGGCGGCGCUACUGUCGCUCCGUCUGACAUCUGUCGUGAUACGUGUGCAAGGCUGGUGGCCUGCCUGCCAGCAACCUGUGGGCGAGAAUUCACGGAGAGGGAGGUGGCAGGGGCGUUUGUGGACUGUGCGCGCAUGUGCAUCAUCGCACCCUCCUCCAUCACCACCUAUGCCGCCUCUCCCUGCCCCAUGCCGGAGAUUGCAUCGGUGUUUUCCAACACCCCAUGCAACGUUUCAGGCUCAGACUCAACAGUUCAUGUGUCUGCUGGCAACCGCCGCAAGGCGCUCUUCCGCUUCCACCACCCUCACAGCUAUGCGCGCCGGCCCUCCUCUACUGCCCCUGGCCCACAUGACACCACCUCCCAGCCCACUGCAGCAACAGUGCCCUGUCCUGCUGCCCCUGCUGUCGGCCUUCCUGGUGCGUCUGCCUCUUACGCUGCCGCAGCACUCGCAGCAGCGCACCCGCAAGAAGCACAGUGGUCUGAAGCAACACCAGCAUCAGCACCACCAUCCCCAGCAGCACCCAUGCCAGCAGGCUCACCAACACCAGCAGCGACGACCGCGGAAGGAACUGCAGCCGCAACAGGCCCCUCAGAACCGUCCCUCUGGUCCCUCCUGGGUGCCACGGACCGGCAGCGACUGACAGUCCUGCAGGUGGCGGUGUCGCGCGCUCUCUUCACCAUGGCAAAGGACCGCUGCCUUGCCGGCCGAGCGCCGGGAGCAAGCAGGAAGCACGCGCAAGGAGGGCCGGGCAGUGUGCGCUGGAACAUGGUGGCGUGCUUCUGCACCAUUCUGGGGGGGCCGUCUGAGACGCUGGAUGAGUGCCGGCUCACGGAUGCAGCAGGAAAACCGGUGGUGGAUAUUCCGGACAUGUAUGUGUACCUGCGCAGCACGCACGUGAGGGGCGGGCGCGUGAUCUCCUCGCAGCACAUGAGGAGAUUCGUGCAGACGAUGGCGGCGGCGCUGCGGUCCGUGACGCUGAUUUCAGACGCGGCGGCUGCGCGCCUCAACACGCUCAUGCACUCGUUUGAUGAUACCAUUGUGACCUCCGACGCUGUCGGCUGCUCUCAAGGCGGAGCAUGGCUGCAGUGGCGGGCGGGUGUGAAGCACAACACGACCAUCCAUGUGGGCGACAAGGUCACAUGGGUGUGGGAUGACGACCUCCCGCACUCACUCAAAGUGGCGGCGAUGGGUGAGGAAGAGGACCCGCUGUUUCUAGGCUUUGGAGGGCAUCGCUUGGUCGUGUCGCGCAAGCUGGCAUGCACUCCCAUGAAUGUGGGCCAGUGGGACAUUUCUGAAGAACCACAGCCAUGCGUGCUCAAGAUGGAUGACGAGCCCCCCAACUCCUUCUCGUACAGCAAGGUUUUUGACGAGCCAAUCACGAUCCACUACGAGGACGGCACUCUCUCUGUUGACGACUCCUCCUCCUCCUCAGCGUCCGCAACCUCUGCUGUGUCUCUUCUCACUGUGCUGCCUGCACCGACAGGAGCUGAGCUUGCUGACCUUGGGAACGCCACUGACAGCAGCACUCUCUCGGGCACCGCACGUGUCACUACCACCAACACCACCACGCCCUCCACCUCCUCCUCCGCCUCCUCCUCCUCCUCUUUGCCAUCCGCCGCCACCGCCGCAGCGUACGAGUGCUCGCCGGGGUGCCGGCUACAUCGCCUGGCGAACGGGGUGUGCGAUGCGGCGUGCAACACGCCCGUGUGCGCCUUUGACGGUGGCGACUGCGCGUGUGUGGACCCGCUCUUUGGCCCCGGCAUCUGCGCCUGCCCGCCCGGCCACACCCGCCGCGACGACGGCUCAUGCUGUCUAUCCACGGCGGUGGGCACGAAUCUCAACUUCCCCUUCUCACUGCAGCGCUACGGCCCCAACUACACCGAGAGCAACUUUGCCUUUGCGGCUGAGAGGGGCGUUGCUGUCAACCGCUUCGUGUCACGUCGCAACCGUUUGUUGAUUGGCAUGGUGCUGCAGCAGGAUCGGUGGGGUGCGAAGCAGUGCAACGGAUCGGGACUGCUGCACCUGGCGGGGUGGUGCAGCAACGGCACGUCCAGGGAGCCCUUUGGAGUGAACCCGCACUUCCUGCCCACGUCGGCCAUCUACGACAGCGCUGCCAGCGCCAACAUGAGCCAGCUCGACAACAGUACCUUCGGCGUCAAGCUGCGCUUCAACCCGCAGGGCCUCCCCUACGGCUUCAUCUACCCCGUGGACUCCCUCACAACCCUCCCCCUGGUGUUUGAUGUCAAUCUUGACUACGAGGCAGCCAUGCGCCGUCUACACUACCUGGUGGAUGGGAGCUAUAUUGACAAUGGCACUCGCAGCGUGGACGUUAGCUUCAUCACCUUCAACGGCGAAACACUCACGUUCGUGCUGACCACAGUAACCUGCACGUUGAACGCUGGAGGCAGCAUGGCGGUGACCAUAAAGUCACAGCCGGCAGCCAUGGCCAUGUACGAUGCAUCGGCAGACAACAUGGCACGGCUGGUGCUGGAGGUGGUGUAUCUCGUGGGGCUGCUGUGGAACGUGUGUGGCGAGCUGCAGGAGAUGGCCGAUCGCGCUGCCGUUGAUGGCUCUGUGCUGGGCUACUUUGGGCUCGUGUGGAACUGGGUUGACAUGCUCUCCCUCGCACUGCAACUGACUGCGGUUGUUAUCUGGGUGGUGCUGUGGAGGUAUGUGGACGCAUUCGACAUGCAGCCGCGCUACGACAUCUACUACACGCUGCUGGAGAUGCCGCGCUACUGGGCCGUGCCCAACCCGCCCACGGGUUUCAUCAGCGCCACGCAGGCCUUUGCUGAGCUGCGCAACAUCAUCAACCUCCGCACCGUCUACUUCGCCCUCCAGGGCAUCAAUGUGUUCUUCAUGAUGGUUCGUCUGCUCAAGGUCAUGGACUUCCAGCCCUACCUGGGGGUCAUCACGCGCUCCCUCAGCCUCGCCACGCCCUCGCUGCUGCACUUCUUCCUGCUCUCCUUUGCGGUCUUCUUCUGCUUCAGCAUGUACGGCUACCUCGUCUUUGGAGGCGCUCUCGAAAUGUUCUCUACAGUGCUAGAGUCCAUGUUCUCAUGCUUCCUCCUCCUCCUCAACGACAACUCCUCCGCCUACUUCUUCCAGCGCCUCCACUCCUGGGACCUCAUAGCCGCGAUGCUCUUCUUCUUCAUGUUCUUCAUGGUCUUCAUCCUCCUCAACUUCCUCAUCGCGAUCAUCGUUGACGCCUUCAUGAGCGUCAAGGACAGCAACAUCGUCGCCACUUCUAUAACCUCUGACCUAGGACACAUCAUCAAGUACAAGUGGAACUGCUGGCGUGGCCGUUACUUGCGGUAUCCCGUCAUUCUCGACCGCCUUGUGGAGUUGGGAGCUAAGGACAGCCGAGUGGAAGAGUCAAGCCGUCGGAUGCGCCGUCUGCAGUCGAUAAAGCGGCGAACGCGAGCCAUCUUCACCGGCAACUGUGGCGGUGACUGCGGGCCAUCGCACUCGCACUUUGGUCGCAGGAACAACCAACCCGCCUUCCCCGGUGACAGUGACUUUCGGGAGCGGCGGCAGCAGCACGUGCUGACUGUGCGGGAGAAGCGCAUCGACGCCAUCUCGCUCGCCAUGAUCCUGCAGCGCCGCCACGACAGGGAGCAAGGUGGGCCCCACAAGGCUGAGUCGCUGCCCAACCUUUGGCCCAGGACAGGUUCAAGUGAGGGUGGGGAGGAGGAGGCGCUAGAGCAGCUGUCGCAGGCGGUGGUGCUGCAGUGCGGUGAGGUGGUGCAGCAGGCUGCCCUGCCCGUCAAGAAGCCCGUGCAGAAAAUCAGCCUGGCUCAUGUCCAGGGGAGUUGGCGUGCAGCCGGGCAGAGACUCCUCGCGUCUCCCCGUCCCUCUCACGGACUCCUCAGAGCCUCUGGAGCAAGCGGGAAGGAGGAGGGACCUGCCACAAAGGUUCUGCGAUAG
Closterium sp. Yama58-4 is the source of this 5226-nucleotide messenger RNA. The record is from the annotation of a GenBank genome assembly. NCBI's taxonomy places the organism in Eukaryota, Viridiplantae, Streptophyta, Zygnematophyceae, Desmidiales, Closteriaceae.